Bubalus bubalis (water buffalo) is the source of this 851-nucleotide messenger RNA. Its product is annotated as interferon-induced transmembrane protein 1. The coding region runs from base 145 to 702 and encodes 185 amino acids. The record is from RefSeq and is a predicted model, not a curated record. Gene Ontology annotation, cellular component: plasma membrane. Lineage: Eukaryota; Metazoa; Chordata; Mammalia; Artiodactyla; Bovidae. Gene Ontology annotation, biological process: type I interferon-mediated signaling pathway; response to interferon-beta; response to interferon-alpha. The transcript has 2 exons.
GCGCUGCAGCAGGCUUGGGCCUGAGACCCCCCAGGCUGGGGAAGGGUCCCAGAGCCGGAACUCAGCGCUAUAUGGGAAGCGAGAUGGCUGGGGCUGGGCCUGAAGCCCCCUCCACCAGCUCACUUCCUCUGACCUUGGUGUAACAUGAUGCGCAGCGGUUCCUCCCACCUCCGGCAAAACAUUCAAGAAACGAAACUACUGGGCAGGCCCGGCCCCCAGCCCCAGUGCUCCUGCCUAUAUCCGGACCGCAUCUGCGCCGGCUCUGCCUUGGGGAACACACGUCUCCAUCCUGCUCCUCAGCUUCAGUGCUUUCCCUCUGCGCCAGAGAUGAUCAAGGAGGAGCACGAGGUGGCCGUGCUGGGGGCGCCCCAGAGCCAGGCACCCAUGGCGACCACAGUGAUCAACAUCCGCAGCGAUACUGCUGUGCCCGACCACAUCGUGUGGUCCCUGUUCAACACCAUCUUCAUGAACUGGUGCUGCCUGGGCUUCGUGGCAUUCGCCUACUCUGUGAAGUCUAGGGACCGGAAGAUGGUCGGCGACAUCACUGGGGCCCAGAGCUACGCCUCCACCGCCAAGUGCCUGAACAUCUGGGCCCUGGUCCUGGGCAUCUUUCUGACCAUUGGAUCGAUCGUUCUUCUCAUUUUUGUCUACAUGGCAGCCUACGAGAUGGCUUUGAGGAUGGCGAAAAAUAGAGGCUACUAGCCGCUGUCCAUGGAGGCAGUCCAGGGCCUCCACCUUCCUUGGUGGCUUUGCACCCGAGGCACGGGCCCGCCCCGCCCCCAAGCCAUAGGCAGCAGUUUAUAGACACAGAUUGUCAACCACUGAAUCAAUAAAGCGCCCUUGUCUGUGAA